Galleria mellonella (greater wax moth) is the source of this 1535-nucleotide messenger RNA. Its product is annotated as zinc carboxypeptidase-like. The coding region runs from base 54 to 1298 and encodes 414 amino acids. Gene Ontology annotation, biological process: proteolysis. NCBI's taxonomy places the organism in Eukaryota, Metazoa, Arthropoda, Insecta, Lepidoptera, Pyralidae. The record is from RefSeq and is a predicted model, not a curated record. The transcript is spliced from 9 exons. Gene Ontology annotation, molecular function: metallocarboxypeptidase activity; zinc ion binding.
UACGCCUGCGGGUACGCUACUCUAGUUACAAGAGUACUGUGCAAUCAGUUACGAUGAUAAUAUAUUUACUUAUAUGUUUAUCAUUAAUAAAAUUUAAUUUAGCAGAAAAUAUUUACGAAUAUAAAUCGUACAAGGAUUAUAAGUUAUACGAAGUGGAAGGCAGUAACGAUAUUUUAGACAGUUUAUUGCAAAAACUGAAAAAUUUCGUAGAAUUACCUUAUUAUGAAACAAGGGAUUCGAAACUGGAAGUACUGAUCGCACCUGAUAUAAAUUCAUUAUUCGAGCAAAUCAUCUCUUUGUACGAUCUAAAAACUAAGGUAGUAGUUGAAGAUUAUUCUGAACUAAUUCGCUUAGAAAAAUCAGGUUACAGGAAAAAUUCCGCAUUCUCGUGGACUGCUUAUUACGAUGUCGAUGAUAUAUAUGAAUACCUUGGAAAUGUAAGUAAAGAAUAUUCAAAUUGGACACAAUUAGUGGUCGGUGGUGAGAGUUACGAGGGCAGACAAAUAGUUGGGUUACGAAUUAACACACCCACUGAAAAGGAUGAACCGAAAAAAAUUGUAUUUAUUGAAUCAGGAAUACAUGCAAGAGAAUGGAUAACUCCAGCCACAACCACAUAUUUUAUAAAUCAGCUUCUGACGAGCACCGAUCCUAAAAUUACGGCUAUGAGAAAUCAGUUUGAAUGGCAAAUAUUCCCUACCGUCAAUCCUGAUGGGUAUCAUUAUAGUUUUACAUGGGAUCGUAUGUGGAGGAAGACUCGUUCAAAGUCCACAUUCUUCUGCUACGGUGCAGAUCCCAAUCGUAAUUGGGAUUACAAUUGGUUAAAAAAUGGCGCAACCAGUAAUCCUUGCAACUACCAAACCUACGGUGGAUCAGAACCAUUCUCAGAGAAGGAAACCAGGACUUUAUCUGAAUAUAUUCAGGAUUUGGACAAUCUACUGGCUUAUGUCGCGUUCCACGCUGACGCCCAAAUGCUGCUGGUUCCGUACUCCGAUUCAGUGGAACAUAUCGAUAAUUAUGAUGAUUUGGUAAAAAUCGGCAAAACCUCUUUAGAAUAUGGUUACAAGGUUAACGGGGAGAAAUAUGAUGGGCCCGCAACGGCAGCUGAAAUUCUUUAUAAAGCCUCAGGAGGGAGUAUGGAUUGGGUACGACAUGCUACUGGUACGCCCCUUGUGUACACAUACGAGCUACGAGGCAAGAGUUUUCACUGGCCCCCAGAUAGGAUUUAUGAGCAAGGCGAUGAAGUCACACAGAUGAUGUUAGGUCUAUUUACUGAGGCGUGCAAUCUGAAUUAUUGUUAAAAUAAAUUUUUAAAGUAGGUACAUGCUUAUUAUAGUUAUAUUGUACUAGUUGUAUCCCGCAGCUUUGUUCUCUUCUAUUAGAAUAAAAGUAUUUAUUGUGCAUAUGGUCAAUCAAUUUUAUUUCUAAUUAUUUUAUUUAUUGACCAUUUAAUUGUGUAAUAAAUGCUUAAAAUAAUAACAUUAGUUAGUAUAACUAUCUUUUAAUUUUUAUUUUCAUAGUAAAUGGGAUGAAAUAGU